AUGGCGGCUCAGAAUAGGCAUGUUCUUAUGAUGCUAGACAGGUACACAGCCCAUAACAUAUAUGAUAUGAACCCAACUAAUGUAAAGGUUCACUCCCCUCAUCCAAAUGCAACUAGUCUUCUUCAGUCUGAUCCACGGCAAAGAAAAUGCCUGGUAUCUCCACGACCAAAUGUACUCAUGGCUUUCGUAAGGCUAAUGGUCAAUUCGGAUGCUGCAAAAAAAGUUCUAAAGUGUCCAAGACGUGUAACAUUUCUACAAUUAUUGUCUAUAGGUGAUGACAAAGAAAGAAACCCUAAACUGCUAAUUUAUAUCGACAAAGCUCUGGAAAUACUUCAAGCGAUCGAGAAUGAAGCUGAAGUAACGGAAAUUAGCAGAUGGUUCUCGCGUGUUACAUGGAACUUGGCUCUGAAAGCGGGAGACGAGAUCACAUUUGUUUAUGAGUACUUUUUACGCUGCUGUAUUUUUCUAGAAUUAGCUCGCGGACCCUAUUCUCGCUUAAAAAAUGCACUCAUGUUGACCAUUGCCGCUGGAGUGGAAGUCAUCAGGAAUAUGCCGAAGGAACAUUCAUUAGAAAAAGAAGCUACCAUCAGAAAUAUUCUGACACAUGUGGCAAAAUAUCGAAGCAUAGAGAAUAGAGGAAAUUACAAUAUGCUACGCCUUCUACACACGUACGAGUUUGAAGUCCGGCUGCACAUGAAUGAUACCUCUUGUGAAGAAGCAUUAGAAGAAAUACUGCAUUUACCUUAUAUUGAUGCAAAAACUCUGGAACAUAUAGCUGCCAUAGCAUAUGAUUUUAAUACCAACAACUAUAAAAUCAUUCUAAAGGCUUUGCGAGGUGCUUUGAACAAGAUUCUGGAAAAUCCAAAUGAAGAUUCCACACAUGUGAGCCAAACGUACCAUUGUCUUCUGAAUAUCCUCUUCUACGCUCAAGAGUUUAAGUCUUUCGCUACAGAAGAGGACAGUAUGAAAGAAUGCAAGAAUUUGUUAAAUCUCAUAGGAAAUGGAAUGAAAGAUUACCCACAAAUCGAAAUCCUGUGGACAAUGAUUAAAUGCUGGAACUGUGGAAUACGAAAGUUAUCUUUCGGAAAUACCAGACGAGCUUAUGAUUGGUGCUCUCUCGCAAUGGAAUUCCAGAAGAAGCUGACAACUUUUAGAUCACUGUACGAGAAGAAGUUUCAAACAUUUUUCUCGGUUUACUUCGCCAAUUUUGAUAUCAAUAAGCCUUACUCUUCAAGUGCACUACAUGAUUAAUGAAAGUUAUUAACUAUCUAAUACUAAGAAUUACUCCUUAGUAUUAGAAAUUAAUCCUUUAUUAAGGAUUACUCCUCCUUACUUGUUAUGACUUCUUAUGUCUUUAAAUAAGUAAAGAUA
Stegodyphus dumicola is the source of this 1371-nucleotide messenger RNA. RefSeq names its product testis-expressed protein 11-like. Lineage: Eukaryota; Metazoa; Arthropoda; Arachnida; Araneae; Eresidae. Gene Ontology annotation, molecular function: protein binding. The record is from RefSeq and is a predicted model, not a curated record.